Molecule: messenger RNA, 2785 nt
Organism: Xiphophorus couchianus (Monterrey platyfish)
Lineage: Eukaryota; Metazoa; Chordata; Actinopteri; Cyprinodontiformes; Poeciliidae
Product: tumor necrosis factor ligand superfamily member 15-like
Exons: 4
Coding region: 217-1008 (263 amino acids)
Biological process (GO): immune response
Cellular component (GO): membrane
Molecular function (GO): tumor necrosis factor receptor binding
Source: RefSeq, a predicted model, not a curated record
AGGCAGAUUUUUUUUUUUUUUUUUUUACAUACUCCGGGAACAUCAAAGCCCUCAGAAACAGGAAGUUCUGGUGUGAUUUUCUACUCUGGGUGAAACUCAUUUUUUAAUCGAGACUCUUUUCAAUGGAGCGCGGCUUUCAACGUGGGCGAAAGUGCAGAUAAAUGGAGGUUGUGGCAGGCAGUCGGGACUUGGUCCGCGAAUAGGAAGGCACAAGACAUGAAGGAGGAGGACAGCUGCCGGUGUGACUAUGAGGGAGGAGCGGAGCCAGAGACAGAGACAGAGGCAGAGGCAGAGGCAGGCCUUCGGUGCCAGAAGAGCCGACACAUUCAGCUCCAGAGGGAAAGGCACCGACGACGGAUGGCCCAGUUUGUGGCAGCGGCGCUCCUUCUGCUGCUUUGCGGAAUUCUGGCGGUAUUCCUGACGCUCAGACUAGAGACGCCGUGCGACUGUGCUACUGACAGUCAGAGCAAGUCUGAGUCUGACAGCCAGUCAUCAGGUGUUGCUGAAAAGCUGCAACAACCUCAAAGUGCACAGAGGCUUCCGAGCGCCAUGUUGACAGCUCCAAAGGGUAACAUCACGAAUGGAAGAUAUCUUCUUUGGCAACACACAUUAGGAGAGGCGCACAUUGAUGGAGGUUUCAGGUACUCCAACGGGAGUCUGAUGGUGCCCAGAAAGGGCCUCUACAGAGUCUUCCUGCAGGCCCUCUAUGAGAUUGAGAGCAGUGACUGUGAUCGUACACCUUUCCUGGUGGUCUCUAGCUGGGUGUAUGUCUUCAGACAAGGUGACGGAAAGGACCGACCGCUCCUGACAGCAGUGGAUACAGUGGCUUGCAAGCAAAAUGUAAAGAAAUCUCUCUUCACAUCUGGCAUAUUUAAGCUGGAUACUAAUGACAAAUUACAUGUAACUUCUUCUCAUCCAGACCUUAUGCGUAAAAAUGAGUUUCAGUCAUUCUUUGGAGCUCAGCUCGUGUUCGAUGAUUGGACUCAGGAGCCACUAACUGGCUCCUGAGUCCAACGAUGCAGUUGCUUCAGUAAAGAUUGUACGCACCAGUGCAGGUUUAUGCUUUAACUAGUCCACCUCUGUAGCACCGAGUAGAACCUUGUCAGCAGCAGGUUGGCUUCCUUUCUACAUUUUCUUUUCACUAACAGCUGCCACAGCACUGAUGCAAUUAAACUACACGAAUCAGUAACAAUUUAUUUGAAGUGAGCAUAACUUUGACAUGACACUGUCUUAAACACAACAUGACACCUGUUAUGAAGGAGUCUUCAUGAGUGUUUAUGACUGUUGUCAUGAAGUGUCAUUUGGUAAAUAAUGACACUUUUAAUGAAAAAUUGUACUAAAAAUAGAAUUAAAAAUCCAUUAAAAGUGUCACUAGUUACCAAACGACACUUCAUGACCACAACCAUUCAUGAAGACUCCUUCAUGUUCGUAACUGGUGUUGCGAAUAAAGUGUUACCCACUAAUCCAAUAUGUCAACUUUGCAGCACAUUCCAUUUUGUGUUAAAUCUAUUGAUAUAUUUUAUAUUUUACAUUUAUUAUAUAACAUAUUAUGCUGGGAUAAAAUAUUUCUGUGUUUCUAGAAAGCUUUUAAUUUAUUCUAAUUUAAUAUAAAGGGACAUGUAUUAUAGGGCUUGCAUCAGGCUGGGAGUUAUUUUAUAUUGUUUUUUAUUAUUGUUUCCUAUAAGUCUGGAGUCUUGAGGUGAUUCACUGGAAGCCACUUGUUAUGAAGCAAGUAACCAAGUAAAUAAGUAAGGGGGAAUUUUUUGCCUUGUACACGUGGUGAAUUUCUCAGUAAGCAUUCAUUUUCCCAGGAUUUAUGACAAGCAUGACUUUGUUUAUUUUUAGUAGCAAAUGUGUACAAAUAAAUUAAUUGCAUUAAUUUAAAUCUGAUCUUUGCCAUCGUCCAUUUUCUUACUAUUGUUAUUUAUUUUAAAAUGCAGCCCUUUGCUGGAGACAGUCAUUUGAUCAGGUCAAAUUCUAUAGCUGCUACUGAAAUGUCUAAGGUCAGGCAGUCUUUUAGAGUCAGUAUAAAAGCUGUGUAAUACUUCAUUUGGAUGAAAAGACAGUAGAUUUGAAGAGCCGGAGCUACGUGUGAAACAGUUUGCCUGUUGAAGCCACUUCUUUGAUAUUAGAAGUUGCUAAAAACAGGCAGCAAACAGGAAGAACUUAGCUGGAUGGAGAAUGAAGACAGAAAGUUGUCCUACUAAAAUCACAGUUUCUACAGAGUAGCUCCAUGCAAAGUUGACUGGAUUUAACUCAUCCAAUUGAACAAAACACACAAAAAGAAUACUAAGCACAAAAAUUAGAUUGUCAAGUAUAAAAUCUCCCACUUCCACUGAUUUCUGUGCUGAUUCUACCAAAAAUAUAUUAGCAGACUGUAUUUACUCUCUUUAAAGUCCUGCUGUGUCAGCAUGGUUUUUCUAACUGAUGAUGAGGGAAAAAAAUGACAUGUUCAAAAUGUAAACAUGUCUGAUGGAUUCUGUGAAAAGCUUUAGCCAGCGCUGUGUCUGCUGCCUGUUUGGACCUAAGGCCAGGUCCAAAUUAGAAACCUGUUAAAAUAUUUAUUUUGGCUUUUCACUUUUUUUUUUCUAUUAAAGGUGCCGCUUGAUAAUGUGCUGAAAUGAGUGUUUGAAUCAUGGCUUGCAAGCUGUAUUUCUGUAUUCUCCAGCUAAUGUUGUGAUUUAACUCUUAAAAUGCCAUUGCUAUCUGUGAACUCUAUAGUUGGGAGUGUGUAUAGUGAUGUUCAGGGAUUCUGCAAUAAAGAUGAAUUCUAAAAAAACACACA